AUGGAACCUUUUACACGACCUGCCACAACCGGAGCCACUUUUUCUUCCGAGGCGCCCGCCGGCGGCGCCUGCUGCGCGAACAAUGCGGAGCGGCCCUGGAGGGAGCGCUUCGCCCACGGGGCCCUGGACUGGGGCCUCGAGAACCGACUUACAGCCCGCGAGCUGUCCAUGCUGCGCCUGAUGAACGACAUCACCGACAAGGAAGGCUGGGAAAGAGAAUCAACGACGACCAACGACAAGGCGUGGGAGUGGUGCCUCACGGAGCUUCGGGACAAGGCCCGAGCGUUCGCCCGGACCGGACGUGUCCGGGUGUUGGACGCCGGCGCUUGCAUAUGUAAGGGCAAGGCCGGGCUGAAAAGUGAUGUGUACCGGCGACUGGAUUCUGCCGUCCGGGUGCUUAUUGCGCGGGAGGGCCCGUUUAAAUCGUCCGGAUCGGACGCCGGUAGCAAGGGGCCCAGCGUCAAGAUUGUUGACCCUUCGCUUUACCCCCUUGUGUAUGGACGGACCGGGGUCCUCCCGGAGGACAAAAAAUUGGAUUUAGAUGAUAUUUGGAAACACGUCUCUGGCGGAGUGCGCUCGCAGGUUCUCCCGCACGAGCUCGACUCUCUCCUCCCCCGCCGCCCAGGGGAGUCCGUAGACUAG
Messenger RNA from Parascedosporium putredinis, 642 nucleotides. The record is from the annotation of a GenBank genome assembly. Lineage: Eukaryota; Fungi; Ascomycota; Sordariomycetes; Microascales; Microascaceae.